Messenger RNA from Cylas formicarius (sweet potato weevil), 4822 nucleotides. It is a transcript of the gene Hs3st-A, whose product is annotated as heparan sulfate glucosamine 3-O-sulfotransferase 1. Bases 243 to 1340 code for a protein of 365 amino acids. The record is from RefSeq and is a predicted model, not a curated record. Gene Ontology annotation, molecular function: [heparan sulfate]-glucosamine 3-sulfotransferase activity. The transcript has 6 exons. Lineage: Eukaryota; Metazoa; Arthropoda; Insecta; Coleoptera; Brentidae.
GUUUAGUUCUUGGUCGGUUCGCCCGCGAAAUUUAAACGAAAUCGUUACGUGGCUGUUGUUUAGUUAAGAUAAACAAUAUUAACAAAUUGGUUAAUCGCGUCGAGAAGUUCGGUAGCAAUUCAGUACGUUGUGUUCGAUUGUGGUGUAAACAUAUGAAAUUAAGUGUGAAAAGUUCAUACUUUACAUUUAUCGCGUUAACAUGAAAGAAUUGAAAUGGAGAUCGAUACAACUCAAAAUUUAGAAUGAGCCCUGCCAAGUCAGAUAAAAGAAGAGGAUGUGUUCGCCCACCACAUUUCGACAUACUAUGGCUUCCACGAACGGCAAUAAGAUCCGUGGAAGGCGACCCCUCCGACUGUAUCUUAGUGGUCGGCGUCACCCGUCCAAGGAUGGCGUUAGCCUUCCUCACCGUCGUUCUCCUUUCGCUAGUGUUGACUUUCCACGUGAUAUACGAUAGCGCCCUUAGCAGCCUUCAUAAGUCCGAGAAUAUCGAAACUCAACAACCACCAGUUCUUCUAUCUAGAAAGUUGUACCCUAGAGCCAUCAGAAGAUUACCGCAGGCCAUUAUUAUGGGCGUUCGAAAAUGUGGCACUAGGGCAUUGUUGGAAAUGUUGUACCUUCAUCCUUUGAUUCAGAAAGCUGCAGGAGAGGUUCAUUUCUUCGACAGAGAUGAGAAUUAUAAUAAAGGCUUGGAAUGGUAUAGGAUGCAAAUGCCACAUUCUUACAUCGGGCAAAUAACUAUCGAGAAAAGUCCAAGUUAUUUUGUGACGCCGGAGGUACCCGAACGAAUACGUGCAAUGAAUUCCAGCGCAAAACUGUUACUCAUCGUGCGUGAACCUGUAACCAGAGCUAUUUCUGACUACACUCAGUUGCGUGCCAACGCGGCAACAGCGUCACCGACUAAUAUUCCGAUAUCAAACCCCAAAUCAUUUGAACAACUGGUUCUUCAUGCCAACGGAACCGUGAAUGAAGGAUACCGACCGUUAGCUAUAUCGGUGUAUCAUAAUUAUCUUCACAGAUGGUUGGAGGUUUUCCCUCGGGAGCAGCUGUUGAUAGUAAACGGAGAUCUACUAAUCGACGACCCAGUACCACAGCUUCAGAAGAUUGAACGAUUUCUUGGACUCGAACCGAAAAUUGGAAGUCACAAUUUUUAUUUCAAUGAAACGAAAGGUUUCUAUUGUUUGCGAAAUGAAACAUCUGAUAGAUGUUUAAGGGAAACGAAGGGAAGAAAACACCCCAGGGUAGACCCGGAUGUAGUAUCUAAAUUAAGGGAGUAUUUUGGGGAACACAAUCAAAAGUUUUAUGAGUUGAUUGGUGAGGAUCUAGGCUGGCCGGAGGAUUAAUAGCCUUAGUGUUUUUUUAAUCAAUGAUUUAGCGCAAAUUGAACAAGAAACACCAAGAGCACAAAAAAUUGUUGAAUUAAAUUAGGCCUAUUAUAACUAAAUGCGAAAAAAAUAUCCUAAAUUUAGAUGAUUGCUCAAAUUAAUUUACCUAUAAAAGGUAAUCUUGUGAAUUUGUUGGCUUCGUUUUAUUUACAACACAUGUUAAAAGGGGGCACAAUAGCAACUAAUGUGUAAGCGGCAAUUUAUUUGUAUGGUAUGAGUUUUCGAUAAAACAUAUCGUAUAUAUAUAGAGUAAAACUAUUUUUAAAAAAAUACAUAUCAAGUAAAACAUAUCAUGAACCUCAAAAUCUGUUUUACCGCUUAAGUAAAUUAGUUAAUUAUAAUGAAAAAUUGUAUAUUAAUUGUUGUGAGAAUAUGUGGACCUGGUUUUCGGUUUGAUCAUAUUGAUCAGUGCCUUAAUUAUUGUAUGAAGUGAAAUCCACAUUGGAACUUUGUAGGUAUUGUCGUAUUUCUUAAUUCAUUUUGACAUUCUAAUGAAAAUAGUAAUUGCAGUAACUUGGCUGAUGAUACAAACAAAAUAUUGAUGUGAUAAAAAUAACGAAUUUAAAUGACAUUUAUUUUGUUAUUCCGUCAUUCAGUCACAAAAGAGUACGAGUACAGAGGCAAACAUUAUUAUCUUGCCCGACAAUAUUUUCUGAAUUCUCAACUUGAUUUCCAAGAAACGAGUUGGUUGAAUUUAUUACGAAUAUGUUGAUGAUUGAUUUUUUAAAAUGUGUUUGAUUUGUCUUUUAAUUAUAGAAGAGCUCCAAUCUCAAAAUGGGAAAAAACAAUAUGUAAAUAAAGGAGAGGUUUAAGUACAUGUAUGUACAAUGGAUAAGAAGAUCGCCUCAGUAGGGUUGUGUAAGAGAGCAAAUGGGUCUUACGGUACUGCUAAUCAAAUUUGAUUCUGAACCUGAAAUUUUGUUCAUAUUUGAAUUGCGUAAGCGAAAGUUUUUUAUUAAAAUUUAAGAAAUAAAAAUAAAGAGGAAGCAUUAGGCAAACGCUUAUUACACAAUAAAAAAGAAAAAAGUUGACUUUUUACUAGAAUGUUUUUUAAGUUUAUGUUAAAAUCCCUAUUCUAUUAGAGUUUUGUUAAUUUCCAAAAUAAAUAUACAUGUUAAGUUGAUAUUGACAAUAUGGUGGUGACCGAAAUACGUUUUAACUAUGUCAUAGUUUUAGCUCAUACUGUGCAGUGCACGAAAUACCUCUACCGCUUUUCUACUAAAUUCUAAAACCACAUUAAAUAGCUUCAAGUUCUUAAUAAUCUAAAAGCCAAAGUAGUCACCUUUUUUUUUUAAAUAAAACUAUAUUUUAAAAAUUUAUUCUCAGCAUCUAGUUCUAUAUAUAGUAACCUUUUGUUUUUCCCGUUGUGAUAGAUAUUUCUUACAACUUUCGAAAUCUGGAAUGGUAACGGUGCGAAACAAUUGAAGAAAGUUUCCCAAUUGAAAAGUGCUACUGACAAUGAUCAAACAAUAUUUCCCUUAAAUGUUAAUUACACGACUGCUUUUAAUUAUUAACUUGUAAAGAAAACAUUACUACUUUUAAAUAGUUUUAAAUAAUAUUUGCAAUACAAAAUCAAUAUGCAUUUUCAAUCCGUUAGACAGAACUCAAGCGAAUGAUGGGAGUUUUUGGUUUUUGCUGAUUUUGGUCAUUUUGAUGUUAACGUCAUUGGACGUUACAGUUGAAUGCGGUAUUUAUGCUUCUUCCUAUUAGCUGUCAAGUGUAAAUAUGACUGAAAAUAACCGAGGACCUAUAUAUAUUUAUCAAAAUCUCGUCUUCUAUAGAACAUCCUCGCGUUUGAAUUUCACAUUUAUUCAGGAAAACGAAAAUUAAUUCAAGAAAAUCGGGUACUGCUGUAGCAUAUGAAAAAAAAAUUCUUGCCUCUCAGGCGUUAAUCUACUUGAAACCAGUUAAUGUGAUUUCAGAAUUUUUGAUGGAUUGCAAUUUAUAUAUACUAUAGCAAUGCUUUUCACGUAUAUGCUUUAUUUUUUUUAUUCUUAGUUUUGAUUGCCUUCAAUCAAAGCACUAUUAGGAUGACAAAAAUUUGAAUUUUUUAAAUAUAAUGUUUAAAAAUUUUGAAUUACGGGGCGUAAAACAAGUACGUUUCCUAUGUAAAGUGCCUAUAAGACCAUGUCAAGUAAAAUAAUAAAAAUUUGCACUAUCUUUGCUGGCGACAGCAUAUAAAAUGUUCUAUGUUAAAAAAAAUCUCAAUUUUUCUAAUAAAAUUGGUUCCUGGUACCUCGGUACCAAUAACAAAUUUCAAUAUUACUUCUGUUUCUGAUCAUAAAGCGGACGAAUUAAAAUUUACAAGCAUAAUGAAUUAAGAAAUACUUAACAGUACGAACCAAUAAUAUUUGUUUACAACUGUUUUGUUUUAGCCGAUUUACGAAUUAUAGUUACAAAGCAAUAGAAAGUAUACUUACACCAUAAUAGCUUACACAUAUAUCCACAUAUUAAUGAAGUGACGUAAUAUGGGACUCCAUUCCAAAUUAGGCGAUGGUUAUCUCAAUUUCGUUGGAAUAACUUUUAGUGAAAUAUUUGUUAUAGUCAAGUUGUUGCUGAUUCAGUUUUGAUGGAUAAUAUUGAUAGAUGAUUAUAAUGUGUGGUUUCGGUAAUGAAAUUCUACUCUAGAAAAAAUGUUAAGUUUAUCGGUUGACUGGGAUGUUUUGGUAUGAUUUCAGAGUCAUUUGUCAUAUUGGUGGAAAUAUAGGUUGCCUAUUUGAUAAUAUAGAAUUAUCAAGAGAUGGAAGUAGAUUUUUUAAUGAGAUUAUCUAUGUUAUCAUGGGUUGCCCGCCGGUAAAACUAUGUGAAUAUCUUCAAUAACUCCAGCUCGAAAUAACAGCAUUCGAAACUAAACAUAUCAAAUACAAAUUAAGCACAUAUCAAAAAUGUGAUUGAAUUAGCUGUAUGACUUUUUAUAAAUGAUGAUUUUUCUAGGAUUAAGUUUAUUAAUUAAGGCAAAAUUAUAUUUAAUGCAAUAGGUUGAUAUCUUGUCUGACUGUGUUUAAACGUAAUAUUUUGAAUUGUAAAUUAUAAAUAUACCUAAGCAUAAACCAAAGUUAACAAAUACUAUAAAUUUUAUUAAAUCGUAUGUGUGUUGGAAGAAUAUGCAUGUUUGUUAAUUUUUAAAAGUAAUUAAGCAAUGUAACUUCUAAGAAUUUUUAAUGGAAUAUACUGUUUUCCUCAAAAUUAUCUACAUAUUAUGGUGAGUGGCGCAAUAUUUUGGUAAGGUACCAUAUCUUCCAUUAUCUAUUUUGAAAAAUUGCUUUAAUAAAAUAAAACAUAUGCCAUUUAAAUUAUACGGGAUGUUUCAUGAUCACACUACUAAUAAAAAACAAAUAAUUUUAAUGGAACAGACCAUAUUAUGAUUCCUACAACAAAUGCUUAUUUUACACCUUACAUAUUUUCCAAAUAUACUGCCUUUUAAAUGUGAGAAAACGAAA